Molecule: messenger RNA, 1061 nt
Organism: Arabidopsis arenosa
Lineage: Eukaryota; Viridiplantae; Streptophyta; Magnoliopsida; Brassicales; Brassicaceae
Source: the annotation of a GenBank genome assembly
CUUUUGUUAUCAUUUCUUUAUCGAGAGAAAGAGAGACGAGAUUAGGGAUUUAGUAAAGGAGAUGUAUUAUCAGUUGACCAAGUCUUCUUACAGAGACUCUUUGAAGAUUCUGGAGGCUGAUAUAGAGCACGCCAAUGGACUGGCUGCUGAGAUUCCAAUGGGAAAGAGUGGUGUGCGACUUCAGAUGAAAUUGGUCUGCAGCAAUUUGGCUCCAUUCUUCAUAUUCCUCUUGCAAUGGAUGGAUUUCUCAUGUCUGCUUCCAAGAUAUUUUGAUUUCUUCCACAUACUCAUAUACAAGGUACGUGCUGAUGGGCGGUGGAAUCUAUCCAGGUACGGAAGGAAAGCUACAAUCAGGGAGUUUUACGGUGUUAUAUUACCGUCACUUGAGAGACUUCAUAUCAACUUUGCUGACUUACCGGACGAAAGCUUGUGGUAUCCGAAUCCAAAAGCCAUCACGAAAAAACAGUAUGACAUUGAAGGUAGCAGAUUCAUGAAUAGCAUUGACUUGGAAAGAGAAGACGAAUGUGGGAUUUGCUUAGAGCCUUGCACCAAAAUGGUGUUGCCAAACUGUUGUCAUGCCAUGUGCAUCAAAUGUUACCGAAACUGGAACACAAAGUCGGAGUCAUGCCCCUUUUGUCGGGGAAGCAUCAAGAGAGUGAACUCAGAGGAUUUGUGGGUGCUGACAUGCGAUGAAGAUGUGGUGGAUCCAGAAACAGUCACCAAAGAGGAUCUUCUUCGGUUCUACCUCCACAUCAAUAGCCUCCCAAAGGAUUAUCCAGAAGCUGCCUUCUUAGUCUACAACGAGUACUUGAUAUGAUUUGAUCCGGAAACACAAACACGGGUGUACAGAGGGAGAGUGAUCCCAGACCUUUAAUUAAGUGUACAUAAGAAUCUGGUGGUCCAAAAUGUUCCUUCAUUUUAGAUUAUGAUUUAAGAAGAUUGUCAUAAUCAUAAUGUGUACCCCUUUAUUAUCAAAUAUAAAAAGAGAAAGAUGAUCUUGGCUACAUAUUCCUCUCUUCAUGUCUGAUUUCUUCUUCCCAACAUAAACAUGUUUCUUCAUG